Molecule: messenger RNA, 2256 nt
Organism: Postia placenta MAD-698-R-SB12
Lineage: Eukaryota; Fungi; Basidiomycota; Agaricomycetes; Polyporales; Adustoporiaceae
Exons: 15
Coding region: 1-2256 (751 amino acids)
Biological process (GO): DNA-templated transcription; regulation of DNA-templated transcription
Cellular component (GO): nucleus
Molecular function (GO): DNA-binding transcription factor activity, RNA polymerase II-specific; transcription cis-regulatory region binding; zinc ion binding
Source: RefSeq, a predicted model, not a curated record
AUGCGUUUCGUGCCUUCGUCACCUGAUGGGGAUGCGAUAUCUGACCGUCUCUAUCGCACCAGCAAGCGCGAAUAUCUGCUUGCACAGAUCCGCCAGAAGGAUAUCAUCAUCGAGAAGCUCUUGCGCGAGCUGCACAACCCGUAUACUGCGACACCGCUGUCCAUAGCAUCCUAUCGUAUGGCGACUUCGCCCUCGGACAAGAACAACCGUGACGUCAUCGCGUGGCUUGAUCGUCUCGAGGAGAGCGUUGCGGCGGCGGGCGGGUCUGGCGGCGCGGACGCGUUCAAAAUGGACUCGCGCGGUCAGAACGACGACGACGACGACUCUGAUGGCGAGCAUGAAGGCGCAGACGCCACGGAGCGCGGGAGCGCGAAUGGCCAAGAGGGCGCGGACGCGCCGUCGAAAGACGGAGACGACACGCUGACCCCGCUCCCUGACACAAGCGUGCCACUCGGCCUGCUGGCUAGCCUGUCACUGUCGGCGCCGAAGAACGGGCAGACGAAGAAGAAGAAGAGCCCGCGCCGCGCCGGCCGCGGGGACAGCUCCGACGACGACGAUGUGGGCGUCGCAAAUGAGACGUACUUUAUGCCAGGACCCGCGUUUGAUCUGUCCAUUCGUGCGAGCCUGAUCGAGAACCAUAGUCCCCCGGAGAUCCUCGUGCACGGACUCGUCACUCCCGAUGAUGUCGAUCAUCUCUUCGAAAUGUCAGCCACGUUCUAUCACGCUAUUGAUGUCCAAGUAACAUUGCUGGACAGGGAAAUUCAUACCGUGCAAUCCACUUUCGCGCGUUGUCCAUUCCUAUUCACAGUCGUCUGCGCCAUCUCAUCUAGAUACUACAAGCAGAAGUCGGAGAUCUAUCCCAUCGCCAUGCAUUUUGCGCGGCGUGCAGCUGCAGAUGGCCUGCUCAACGGAUGGAAAUCGGUUGAGCUCUCCCAGGCUUAUAUACUCCUGAGCACGUACGCGGUUCCCGCAAGGCGCUGGGAAGAAGAUCGGAGCUGGUUGUACAUUGGCCUGGCAAUUCGCAUCGCGACGGAUCUCAACCUGCACCAGAUCUCCACGAUCAAACCCAAGUCCGACAGGCAGAGGCGCGAAUUGUUGAACCAGGAGCGCCUGUGGCUGAUAUGUCACAACCUCGAUCGCUCGAUGGCCACGCAGUUCGGCAAGCCGUCGACAAUCAAGGAGGAUUAUAUGAUACGCAACGCCGAGAACUGGUACAAGAAAAGCCCCUUGAACAACCCGUGGGACACCGGGCUUUGUGCCUAUACGCAGAUGCUGCGUAUCAUGACACAUUUCCAUGAUGAGAUCUACUCGAACCCCAAUUCGCCGACGGGCUUGAAUCGGUCGCUCGACUUCCGUGCCGUGACACUGGUGCACGACGAGCAGCUGACGAUAUAUUUCGACGAAUGGACUCGUAGAUUCAGGGAGGAUACAGAUCUGAAGGACCCAGCUUGCGCCUUCCGGGCCUCGCUUCUGCCAUUCCUCACGAGUUAUUCGAGGCUUGUCAUGUAUUCAUUUGGGUUCCAACAAGCGUACCGUCGUGGAUUCCAAGCGGAAGACAGGCUAUUCUUGGAUAAAUGUUUCGAAUCCGCGAAGAAGGUCAUUUUGUGCAUGGUAGAUACGUUGUGCCCUAGUGACUACAUGCGCUUCUCCCCUGACGGCCACUUCGUCUUCUCGUCAUUUGCAUCCGCCUUCCUCCUGAAGUUGAUGCGACCGGAGUUCAAGAGCCUGAUCACGCAGGAACAGGAGGCGGAGAUUUUCGACUUAAUCGGGAGGCUCAUCACGACGCUGAGCUCGCCCGAAAUCGCAAUCGACGAUCGCCACACGCCCAAGUUGCACGCCCGUUUCCUCGCCGGGCUGCUGACGAAGCAUCGCCGAGACAUAGCGACGAGCGGCCACAUCCGCCCGCAGAACCCCGACCCUCCGCAGAACCUGGCACAGACGCCGCAGAGCUCGACGAGUGCAACCACGUACACAACUCCUGGUAGCUCGACGGCGGCCUCGAGCCCGGCGCAGCACAUGUUCCCCGCAACAGCGCCGCAGGGGGGCUUCCAAGACGCUCAGAGUAUGGCGAAUGGACACAUGUUCCAGGAGACGAUAUUGUCGACGGAGCCUGUGUACCAAGAGGAGACGGUGUACGCUGCGGGCACGGCAAUGGAUAUGUCGCCGGCCAACGGACAAGGCUACGAGGAGACGCUGGGGGCCCUGAUGGCUCUCCAGAAUCCCGCGUAUUGGCGCGACAUGAUGAUGCCUGGGUGA